Messenger RNA from Lolium perenne, 2040 nucleotides. Its product is annotated as cell number regulator 13. Gene Ontology annotation, biological process: cell surface receptor signaling pathway. NCBI's taxonomy places the organism in Eukaryota, Viridiplantae, Streptophyta, Magnoliopsida, Poales, Poaceae. The record is from RefSeq and is a predicted model, not a curated record.
UGGAGUGAGUCCAACACCGAAGCAACGCCACGCCUCUCUCUCUCUCGGUCUCUCACCUGUCGCCUCAUCCACUCGGCGCGCCUCCCCCUUCUUCCACUUGCAGGCAUUGCCUCCGCUCUCACUCCAGUUCCCCCUACUCCCUCCCGGUCGCGCGGCGCGUCUCGGGUUCUCGGCCACUCCUACUCCUAGCGCGGUGCGGAGGAGCUAGCCCGGCCCGGAGCAGAGGAAGAAGGGAAGAAAGAAAAGAAAAGAAAAGGGGAAUGCUGCUGCUGCCGUGAUCUCGCAGAUCUGCGCCGCCGCGCAGCGUCUUCUUGGAAUCUCGAGCCUGUGGCUAGGUUCUUGGCGCCGCAGAUGGGCGGUGCUACAUCGGCUGGGCCUCUCUGACCGACCUUCUACCCAAGAAAAUCCACCGAUUCCGUUCGCAACUGUAGCGGCAGAAUCCGGAGGUCGGGCAGACAGACGCGCAAGCAGCAAUGGCGACCCUGGGGGACGUGGCGAACGUGGCCCAGCUGACGGGCCUCGACGCGGUGCGCCUCAUCGCGCUCAUCGUCAAGGCGGCCUCCACGGCGCGGAUGCACAAGCACAACUGCCGCCGCUUCGCGCAGCACCUCAAGCUCAUCGGCGGCCUGCUGGAGCAGCUCCGCGUCUCCGAGCUCAAGCGCUACCCGGAGACGCGCGAGCCGCUGGAGCAGCUCGAGGACGCGCUGCGGCGAGGGUACCUGCUCGUCAGCUCAUGCCAGGACAGGUCAUUCCUUUACCUCCUCGCCAUGGGCUGGAACAUCGUCUACCGCUUCCGCACCGCGCAGAGCGAGAUCGACAACUACCUACGCCUCGUGCCGCUCAUCACGCUCGUCGACAACGCGCGCGUCAGGGAGCGAAUCGAGUACAUCGAAAGGGAUCAAUGUGAAUACUCUCUCGAUGAGGAAGACAAGGAGGUCCAGGACGCUCUGCUAAACCCUGACCCUUGCACAAAUCCUUCCAUCGUGCUCAAGAAGACCCUCUCCUGCUCUUACCCAAACCUGCCAUUCAACGAAGCUCUUCGCAAGGAAAGCGAGAAGCUCCAGGUGGAGCUACAGAGAUCACAGAGCAACAUGGAUAUGGGUCAGUGCGAGGUUAUCCAUCACCUGCUUGGGGUAACAAGAACUGUGGCAAGUUCUAUUCCGGAGGACAGUGCAGAUGAAAAGGCUACCAAGAAAACCGAAAAGGUUAGCAAGAAAACUGACUCAGACUACACAAAAGUUAAGGAGGACAGUGCAAAAUCAUAUGAUGAUGACUCUCCGAAGAAGCAAAAGGACGCCUACAAUGCACCGCGGAGUUCUACACCUGUUCCAUACAACCAUGAUCUGGUCUCGAGUACAGGAUCACACAGUGAUGAGUGGCAUGCGGAUUUACUUGGUUGCUGUUCAGAGCCAUCUUUGUGUCUGAAGACCUUCUUUUUCCCCUGCGGAACGUUCUCAAGGAUUUCUUCAAUCGCAAAGAACAGGACCAUGUCUUCGGCAGAAGCCUGCAAUGAUAUCAUGGCAUACUCCCUGAUAUUAUCUUGUUGCUGUUACACUUGCUGUGUAAGGAGAAAGCUUCGGCAAAGGCUAAAUAUCGCGGGAGGGUGCUGUGAUGAUUUCCUUUCACAUGUGAUGUGCUGUUGCUGUGCGCUUGUGCAAGAAUGGCGGGAAAUAAAGAUUCGUGGUGCAUAUGGAGAGAAGACGAAGGUAACCCCACCGCCAUGCCAAUAUAUGGAACACUGACCAGCGGUGCGAGACCGCCUGGACUCCUGUACAUUAAAGUUAAUUGACCUAAAAUUGUCAGAAACCGUACUGUCAUGGUAGUGAUACAGGUGAAGCGCUACUGCAUGUGUUGUAUUUACGCUUACUGGUAAUCAGUUUGUGUCGGUACUAUGUGUCUUAGAAUUUAAUUUGUAAAAAGUAACUGAACUCAGUCGGUUGCAGGCUGGUUAGGGCCAACAGAGUUAACAUCUUCAAUGUUGUCUGUACUUCAAGGCGCCCAUGUGAUUUUUAUUUUUUGUGCAUAACAUCAUUGUUUUCA